UUUUUAUGGCAAGAAAUAGGAGUGUCGUCAAUCGUCGGAGUAGCAAUAUUGCUUUCAAUCAUUCCAAUUCAAGGUGUAUUAGGGAACAAAAUUUCAGAAUAUCGAUUAAAAACAGCAAUCAGAACUGAUGAGAGAGUGCGUUUGAUGAAUGAGAUAAUAUCUGGAAUUCAAGUAAUCAAGAUGUAUACAUGGGAAAAACCUUUCUCGAGGAUCGUAGAUUAUGCAAGAAGAAUGGAGAUUAGUGAGAUAAAAAAAACGUCAUACUACAGAGCCAUAUUAUUAUCGUUUUUCGUUUUCCACGCGAGAAUCGCCAUGUUUUUUAGCAUAUUUGUGUAUGUAUUACUCGGCAACUAUAUUUCCGCUGAAAAGGUAUUUGUCAUAGCAACAUUUUAUAGUUUUUUGAGGUCAUCAAUGACAGGAUUCGUGCCGCAAGGUAUUACACAAGUAGCUGAAACGAAAAUAUCUAUUGAACGCCUCCAAAAUUUUUUACUGUAUGAAGAAAAAGAUGAUCAACGAAUGAACACAUCAGAUCUCGAUAAGGCGACGAAUAAUAAUAAUGAUCAAAACACAAUCAAUAACGGAAAUAAUUCUUCGUCGGACAAUACAUAUGGCGAACCAGAAAGGCCGCACUUGAAGAAUUUCGGUAUUGUCAUGUCAAAUGUUUCGGCCAAGUGGUCCAGCUGUCAAAGCAAAUACUCUCUAAGAAACGUUAGUCUGAUCGUGAGACCGGGUCGGCUGGUUGCGAUAAUCGGUCCAGUUGGAGCUGGUAAAAGCUCGUUGAUACAAGCGAUCUUGCGGGAGCUGCCGCUUUCCGAAGGCAGGAUUUCCGUGCGCGGCGCGGUUUCUUACGCGUCGCAGGAACCGUGGUUGUUCGCUAGUUCUGUGCAACAGAACAUUUUAUUCGGUUCACCGAUGGACAGGCAACGUUACAGAAAAGUCAUCGACGUCUGCGCGUUGAGGACAGAUUUGGAGCAGUUUCCGUACGGUGACCUAACAGUCGUGGGAGAAAGGGGAGUGUCUAUCAGCGGCGGACAACGAGCAAGGAUAAAUUUAGCGCGAGCUGUGUACAAAGAAGCCGAUGUUUAUUUAUUGGACGAUCCUCUGUCAGCUGUUGAUCCACACGUCGGCAAACAUUUAUUCGACAAAUGUAUCAAAGGGUACCUCAAGGAGAAAACUUGCGUUCUCGUGACGCAUCAAAUACAAUACUUAGACAGUGUAGAUCAAAUCGUUCUGAUGGAAAAUGCCAACGUUUUAGCCUAUGGUUCGUAUCACGAUCUCCAAAGCUCUAAUUUAGACUUUGCUAAAUUGCUUAAAUCUCCGACGGAAAAACCUGUUGCGUCAAAGCUUGAACCCGCCACUAUUAAACCGAUGAGUACCAAUAGUUUGAAUACACAAAAAGUUUUCCAUCGACAAUUGUCCAUUGAAAGCGUUGAGUCGUCGGUCAAAAAGUCCGAGUUCGAAGAAAUCCAAGCUGAACCGCCCGAAGUAGUCGAGACUCGAACGUCUGGGAGCGUUUCGUUCGAUGUUUAUUUGUCUUAUUUCUUUGCUGACGGAAACCGAUUUAAAGUACUAUUUUUCUUUUUCAUUUGCAUUUUUGCUCAAAUGCUGGGCACUGGUGGAGAUUUGUGGAUGACCUAUUGGGUAAAUUUAGAAGAACACGUUUUUCACCCUGCAUCUUCAUCGACAACUGACCAGUUUUCUACGAACUUUUUGUGGUGGUCGGUUUCUAGACAGACCUGUUUUACCGUUUUUGGAAUUUUAACUUUCAUGAUCAUAGUGGCGACUCUCAUCAGGUUCGUUGUAUUUGUAUCGGUCUGUACGAAAUCUUCGAUAAAUCUGCACAAUAAAAUGUUCAACGCAAUAACUAGAGCAACGAUGUAUUUUUUCAACACCAAUUCAUCGGGACGUAUAAUUAAUCGAUUUUCAAAAGACAUGGGAUCUAUUGACGAGCUGUUACCGACGAUAGUGAUCGAUUGCAUACAAAUUGGGUUACUGUUAAUAUCGAUUGUGUUUACAAUUGUUUUGGUUAAUAUUUAUCUAAUAAUACCAAUUUUCAUUGUGGCAAUAAUAUUUUACAAACUUAGUACUAUUUAUCUCUCUACUUCACGUAGCGUUAAACGAUUGGAAGGAAUUACACGAAGUCCUGUAUUUGAGCAUUUGAAUGCAUGUCUACAGGGCUUGAUCACGAUUAGAGCGUACGAAGCAGAAAAGAUUUUGUCUAAGGAAUUCGACAACCAUCAAAACCUCCAUUCUUCGGCUUGGUACAUAUUUAUUUCUUCUAGCAGAGCGUUUGGUUUGUGGUUGGAUAUGAUUUGUUAUUUAUUUAUAAGUAUUGUUACGUUCAGUUUCUUAUUUAUUAGGAAUAACACAUUCGGCGGAAACGUUGGUCUUGCGAUUACUCAAGCAAUUAGUAUGACCGGAAUGUUUCAAUUUGGAAUGAGACAAUCAGCGGAACUAGAAAACCAAAUGACAUCGGUUGAAAGAGUAAUUGAAUAUACAAACGUUCCCCAAGAAGAUCCUCUUGAGUCAUCUGCAGAUAAAAAACCACCGAAGGAAUGGCCUUCAAACGGACAGAUAAUAUUUAAAAAUUUUUAUCUUCGAUACGGAAUCGAUACACGGUUUGUUGUGAAAAAUUUGAACAUCAAAAUCGAGUCGAUGGAAAAAGUGGGAAUCGUUGGUAGAACUGGUGCAGGAAAAUCUUCUUUGAUUGCAGCAUUGUUCAGAUUAGCAAUUAGUGAGGGUGAAAUCGUAAUCGACGACUUAGAAAUACACAAAUUAGGACUACACGAGUUACGGUCUAAGAUUUCGAUCAUUCCUCAAGAACCAGUUCUGUUUUCAGGAUCAAUGCGAUCGAAUUUAGAUCCACUGAAAAUAUAUCCAGAUCACAUACUCUGGCAUGCUAUAGACGAAGUGGAACUUCGUAACGUGGUAGAAAGCUUACCUAGUGGUCUGAACUCGAAAGUUUCCGAAGGAGGGUCUAACUUAAGCGUUGGUCAAAGACAACUGGUGUGUCUAGCUAGAGCUAUUGUACAAAACAACAAAAUUCUCGUGUUGGACGAAGCCACUGCCAAUGUGGACCCACAAACCGACGCAUUGAUUCAAAAUACUAUUAGAAAUAAAUUUCGGAUGUGUACGGUAUUGACUGUUGCUCACCGUUUAAACACCGUGAUGGAUUCCGAUAAAGUGCUCGUAAUGGAUGCUGGUGAAAUGGUUGAAUUCGACCAUCCACAUAAUUUAUUGAAAAACCAAAAUGGAUUCUUGUACAAAAUGGUGGAACAAACCGGACUGGCUAAUGCCCAAAUGUUGCAUAAUAUAGCUUCAGAGAGCCACAGUAGACUGAUUACGAUGAAAGAAUCGCUGAUAAAAUCAUGAACAAAAAUCAUGGAACACGUUUUCACACGCAAGUAAUUGCUAAUACAAUAAUACAAUUUAAAGCUGUGUACUGACUGUAAUGUGUACAGCUAGUUAGCUAUUAUAUAUUCGAUUUAAAUUUGGUGUUAUUAUAAGUUGGAUUAUUAAUUAUAAUGUUUAAAUUAUCAACAUUUUA
Molecule: messenger RNA, 3547 nt
Organism: Sipha flava (yellow sugarcane aphid)
Lineage: Eukaryota; Metazoa; Arthropoda; Insecta; Hemiptera; Aphididae
Product: multidrug resistance-associated protein 4-like
Biological process (GO): transmembrane transport
Cellular component (GO): membrane
Molecular function (GO): ATP binding; ATP hydrolysis activity; ABC-type transporter activity
Source: RefSeq, a predicted model, not a curated record